CGAGACAGAAACAUGAAAGCAAUCAGCUUGAGCCUGCUGCUUCUGAGCCUGGCCUCUGCAGUCUACUGUAUGCCACUGUCCACCAUUACUGAGCAAGAACAGGACUUUGCACUGGAUUAUCUCAAGAAGUUCUACAACCUGACAGAAGAAACAGGUCCAACAGUCAGACGAGGCAUCGACCCUGUCACCAAAAAGCUAAGGGAGAUGCAGAAGUUUUUUGGACUCAAGAUCACCGGGACCCUCGAUGAAGACACUAUGACCAUGAUGAAGAAGCCUCGCUGUGGUGUGCCCGAUGAGAAAGUGGCACGAUUUUCCAUAUUUGGGGAAAAUCUGAAAUGGCAGAAAAACGAUCUUACGUACAGAAUUGAGAACUACACUCCAGACAUGACCAGAGCACAAGUUGAUGAUUCCAUUGAAAAAGCUCUACAAGUCUGGGCCAAAGUCACUCCCCUGACGUUCACCCGGAUCUACAGUGGAACUGCCGACAUCAUGAUCUCAUUUGGACGCUACUCCCAUGGAGACUACUACCCCUUCGACGGCCCUGAUGGCACACUGGCCCAUGCUUUUGCUCCUUCUUCCGGUAUCGGAGGAGAUGCACAUUUUGACGAUGACGAGAACUUCACCUAUCGUUCAACUUCAGGCUAUGUGCUGUUUAUGGUGGCUGCCCAUGAGUUUGGUCACUCUCUGGGCCUGUCCCAUUCUACAGACCCGGGCGCUCUCAUGUACCCCACCUACUCCUACAGAAACCCAGACACCUUUGCUCUGCCCCAGGAUGAUGUCAAAGGCAUCCAGUCUCUCUAUGGACCAAACCCAGACAAAGACUCCGGUUCAGGCUCCGACCCCCUGCCCCCCACCACUCCCAACUCAUGUGACUCCAGACUGGUGCUGGACGCUGUGGCCACCCUCAGAGGAGAAAUGCUCUUCUUUAAAGACAGCUUCUUCUGGCGUAACUACCCUCAGAGUAACCAGCUUCAGCAGACCCUUAUCAACAACUUCUGGCCUGACGCUCCCUCCAGUGUGGACGCUGCUUACGAGAGCCAGGAAACAGACAGAUUAUACCUCUUCAAAGGUCAUCAGGUUUGGGCCUUCAGUGCUUACGAUCUUGAGCCAGGUUACCCAAAAUCCAUCUCCAGCUUUGGUUUUCCCAAAACAGUGAAGAAAAUAGACGCUGCCUUGUACGACGUCGCGACCCGCAAGACUCUGUUCUUUGUUGGCACUCAGUUUUACAGUUACGAUGAGAUCAGCAAAAGAAUGGAGCAGGGAUAUCCUAAAAAUGCGGAUGAGAAGUUCUCCGGUCUGACCACCAAAGUCACUGCUGCGUUCCAGUACAGAGGGUUCACGUACAUCUACAGUGGGCCGUUCAUGCUGGAGUACAGUCUGAGGAGUGGGCAUCUGUUCAGAAUGCUCGGGAACAACUACUUCCUGCCAUGCAUCACCAACUAGAACCUUCCAACGAUGAAGUGAAAUAACAGUAUAAAUGUGUUUGCACUGAUCAACAGAUGAAACGCAC
This is a messenger RNA of Periophthalmus magnuspinnatus, 1510 nucleotides long. RefSeq names its product matrix metallopeptidase 13a (gene mmp13a.1). Gene Ontology annotation, molecular function: zinc ion binding; metalloendopeptidase activity. Bases 13 to 1443 code for a protein of 476 amino acids. The transcript has 10 exons. Gene Ontology annotation, biological process: extracellular matrix organization; collagen catabolic process; proteolysis. Gene Ontology annotation, cellular component: extracellular matrix. The record is from RefSeq and is a predicted model, not a curated record. Lineage: Eukaryota; Metazoa; Chordata; Actinopteri; Gobiiformes; Gobiidae.